This is a messenger RNA of Oryzias latipes (Japanese medaka), 2035 nucleotides long. RefSeq lists its product as uncharacterized. Gene Ontology annotation, cellular component: plasma membrane. NCBI's taxonomy places the organism in Eukaryota, Metazoa, Chordata, Actinopteri, Beloniformes, Adrianichthyidae. Gene Ontology annotation, molecular function: transmembrane signaling receptor activity. The record is from RefSeq and is a predicted model, not a curated record.
UUGUGACCUUCAUUAAGCGGAUUCAAAAUCCUGGCACCAAACUUUACUGCGCUUGUGACGGGGGCUUGCAGAUGAAAGCAGCCGUGCUGUGAAAAAGCAUUUCCAUAAAUGGUUUCACGUGGGCAGGACCCAAUUUGAAAGCGUGUUUAAAACCAUCUUCUCAGGAAGCAAAUGCAACCACAGUCCACUGCUGCAGCGUACCAAAAGUUCUGACAUUUUCCCACUCCAUCAUGAAGAUGCUAUGUUUUAUUUUACUCUUUUAUGACAGCCUCCAGCUUAGUUGUGACAGAAGAACAAUCAUUGCUCACGUUGGAGGUGAAUUCCUCCUUACCUGCAUGUUUGAAGAUAGCUUCUACUUUAGCAAGAAGUACUGGUGCGGGGGGCCCUCCAGAGGCUCCUGUGAGAUCCUGGCUGAUUCUGAAGGUGUUGCUAAAACUAAAUACACGCACAGGUCUGUCGUGGUUCAGGUUAGAAGAAGGCUAUUUGUGAAAGUCACGAACCUCCAGAUUGAUGACAGCGGAGUGUACUGGGUUGGAAUUGACAAACCAUACUCUGACAUCAUGGUUCCAAUCACUUUGAAUGUGACUCAAGUUCCAGUUUCCAAACCCAGAAUUUGGCCCUUGAACGCCUUGGUGGACAGGCCCACCUGUUGGGGCCAGCCGGUGACCGUACGCUGUGGCCCUUCAAUAGGCACAGGGGUUUGGUACGCCUGGUACCAUCGCAGUCACAACAAGGACAUCCUGCUCUCCUCCUCCUCAGACUUGACCCUGCACUGUGGCACAGUGAAAAAUGGGGACAACCAUUACUGCCUCGCAAGUAAUGAUGUGAGCAGCGAGAAGAGCGACAUCCUGUCUGUGCAGGUGCUGCAGCCCGCUGACAAAAACUGCAUUUAUGCGGUUCGGCUUCAAGGUCAGCCCAGUUAUGACUGUGCAGACAGAAUGAGCACAGCAGCAGUGACGACAUCAACAAUGGCUCCAUCUACCUUCCAAGCUUCCACCUACCGGUUUUCCCAAAUCAAUCAAACGGAACAGGACUUUUUUUUCAGCAAGGCAUCAGCUGGCCUUCAACUUUGGUACCAAGUUCUGCGCUGGAGUCUUUUUGCAUCUUUACUUAUAUUUCUGUGCGUAUUCCUUAGAGUAACUAGAACGAAAAACCUGGAGAACGAUAAAAGAAAAAGAAUGUUUUAUUCCAGGCCAGAUUCAUAGAAGUGUUAGCUAAACGUUACGGGUAUGUUUACCAUGGUUGACCUCUGAUACCAUGUUUGGAUCUUUUAAAAUCCAGAUCAAAUAAUGUAAUUAUUUGCACAAAAAAAGGUUACAUUUUUCAUACAUUUCAGCAUCACUAUCAUUACCGUUUCAGUCAUGUGUGUUUACAUAAUCUGUAUAGAUUUUCUAUAUUUUUUAAUGUCUUGAAUGCAAUGAACCUUUGUGCCAAAGGUAAUAUAUAGUAAAAUAUGAGUUAUUUGUGCAGCUAAAUUUCCUCCUCAGAAGCGAGACGACUCAAACUCUGAAGCAUCCGGCUUUCUCUCCGUGUGGGUGUGGCCCAUUUCAUGACAUGAACUUUGAGCCGACCUCGGCAGCUUGUCUGUGUUUCACCCAUAAAAACAAACAACAUCGGAACUUUUGCAAACAUGGAUGUGCAUAUUGUGCAUAUAAGAUUAAAGCGUUUUUAGCAAUCCCUGCUAGCUCCUCUAAGACAGUAAAUGUGUAAACUAUCAAAUCAGCUUUGGGUUUAUUUUUGCAUGAUAGAGGCCUUUUAAAUUCUCAAAAAAAAAAACAACCACAAAGGGAUAUCAGAGUUUGAGUCGUCUCUGCAUUUCUCUAAAACCCUGCUCUCUGAGCACCAGCUCCUCCUCUUGGCUCUAGGUUGACGACACGAAAUGGGCGGCACAAGGACAGAAAGACAGAGCCUGAGAGUUUGAGUCGUCUUUCUUCCUGGUUGGAAAAUGAACUGUGAAAAUAACUAAUAUUUCAUUAAAAAACCAUUCAAAGAUAAUAUAUUAUUAUAUAUAUAGUUUACUCUGAAAGGCUUAAGA